Leptomonas pyrrhocoris is the source of this 1665-nucleotide messenger RNA. RefSeq lists its product as hypothetical. The record is from RefSeq and is a predicted model, not a curated record. Bases 1 to 1665 code for a protein of 554 amino acids. Gene Ontology annotation, cellular component: small-subunit processome; nucleolus. NCBI's taxonomy places the organism in Eukaryota, Euglenozoa, Kinetoplastea, Trypanosomatida, Trypanosomatidae. Gene Ontology annotation, biological process: maturation of SSU-rRNA from tricistronic rRNA transcript (SSU-rRNA, 5.8S rRNA, LSU-rRNA). The transcript has a single exon.
AUGCCACGGGGAGCAAAAACGAGCAAGAAGCGGUCUCGCAAGGAGGCGAGCGACAACAUCGUUGAGGACCUCGACCUCGACGUCGCCGCUGCGGACGCCUACGUGGACGAUGAGGACGUCGUGCAUGACCGCCGUGCCCGCAAGGCGGACCGCGCCGGUGACGUGGAGGAGGACGACGUUCUCACCGUGCUGCCCGCCGAUGCCCACCGCCUCGACGGCUACGGCGACGAUGACCUCGGCGGCUACCAGGAAGAGGAGGAGCUGGCCAUGGUGACAGGGAAGGGUUUGCGCAAGAAGACGACGGAGGAGGACUUCGACGUGGCUGGCGUGUCCAUCGCCCAGGUCGCUUCGGAGCGCAAGGCGGCCGUGAAGCGGAACGCGCUGGAUGCGCUGGAGGCGACGCCCGCCAUUGAGGCGAUUGAGCGUGACUUUGCCGCCCUCACCACGACGGAGCGCCUGGCGGUGCUGAAGAAAGAGUCCCCCGAGCUGCUGAAGCUUCUGGACGACCUCAAGACUUACAUGACCGAAGUGAAAGCCCUUGCCCAGCCACUCCACGAGCUGCUGUACGAACGCAAGGUGUCUGCCUCGGAUCGGAAUCUCGUGUCGUUCCUCGAGACCAAAGUGCAGCUCAUGCUGAGCUACUGCAUGAACGUCACGUUUUACCUCUUGUUGAAGGCGGAGGGCCGCAAGGUGGAGGGCCAUCCUGUAAUUGACCACCUCGUAGAAAUUCGCGUCUACCUCGAGAAAAUGUGGCCGCUCGAGGAGAAGCUGCAGUACUCGUUGAACCGCCUGCUCAGCGGCAAGUCCACUGCCGCUGCCCACCUCACCGAGCUGCGGCCGCUGCCGUCCGGCAAGGGCGGCGUCUUCGAGGCGGGGCGCGCCGCGCAGAACACCGAGGCCCGCGAGCGCCGCCAGCAGCUGCGCCAGAUGCAGGAGGCCGAGGACCUGGAGCGCGAGGAGCAGUCAGCCAUGACACGCGUGCGCACCAAGAAGGCCUCGUUGCUCAACAGCGCCGCCACCACCGCGAGCUCGACGAUUGCGCCGGUGAGCUAUCAAGAGGACGAGGAUCAGUUCUUCUCUCGUAUUACCGGCGGUGGUGCGGGUGUCGACGACGAGGAGGACGAUGAGGGUGAGGGCGAGGUGGGCCUUUCGUUGAUGGAGGUGUUGCGCCGGCGGCAGAAGAAGACGGGCGACGUGCUGGGCCGCUCGCGGCCAGCCAAAAAGGUUGCGAAUGCGAGUUUGGACGACGAGGACGAGGAUGCAGAGGCGCUGCGCGACAUCGCGAGCGAUGACCUCGAGGACGAGGAAGGGGACGAGAUGGGCCCCGAGGAGGAUGAGGAGGAUCUGGAGGGUGUGUGGGACGAGGAGCGGGAGCGUCAAGCUACAGAGUCGUCUCGCAAAGCCGUUGCUGCCGCGUCGGCACAUCGUCCGCAGGUGGAGGAGGUGGAUCGCCGGAAGGCUGGAAAGAAGAUCGAGUCGCACCGCGGUCUCACCAAGGCCCGCCCGAAGGACCGCAAGAACCCUCGCGUGGCGCAGCGGCGCAAGUACGAACGCGGCCUGCAGGUGCACAAGUCGCAGUCGCGCAACUUCCAGGCCGAACCAGAGGGCGGGUUCGUGGGCGUUCGCUCGAUGCGGCCUGGCGUCGUGCGUGGUACAAAAUUGUAG